Molecule: messenger RNA, 2742 nt
Organism: Cinara cedri
Lineage: Eukaryota; Metazoa; Arthropoda; Insecta; Hemiptera; Aphididae
Source: the annotation of a GenBank genome assembly
UAGUAAACUAGUAAACAAUAAUUGCUGUUUGUAGUUAGUACAACAAUUGACUUUUGUUAUUUUUUAUAUUUAUUCAUAUAUGUUCAAAAAACCACAUAAAAUAAAAUAGUUUGAAAAUAUUAGAAAUAUAUUAAAUUUUAAUUAACAUCCCUAUGUAAUUUGUAGAAUAUUAUUUUUAUUGUAGUGUAAUUAUUUAUUUACUGUAUAUCUGUAUGUAAUUGAUUAAUUUACUAUUAGCCAAUGAUGGACUCGGAUGUAAGUUAAAACAAUAUUUUUUAUUACAUUUAUAGUGGAUAAAACUCUUUUAAGAAUUGCAAAAAUCAUCCAUGUGUAUCUUACAUAGACUUAUGAUUACAACAAUAUAUAUCUAGCGAACAAUUUUUUUCUUUUUAAUUUGGAAAUCUCUUUAAAAGUAAAAAUAAUAAUGAUAUUAAUAUGUUUUGAAUUAUUUAUUAAUUAAUAUUAUAUUAAUAAUUAUUACAUUUAUUAUAUUUAGAUAAUAAUGAAGGAAAAUAAAGAAAUCUUGAACAUACGAACCAAUAAUGACUCUGAAACACUGCGACAAAGUAUAAUUGAUCAUGUCGUAAUGAAAGCUUUAAAUAAUGUUUUUAUUAAAAGUGAACAAAUGGACAAAUCAGAAUUUACACUUGAUGAAAAACGAAAAAUUACAGAGGAUACUUUAAAUGAUUGUCACUUGAAAUUUUUAUACUUGUUUGGUGAAUAUUUAUUAGAGGAUCACUUAGAAUACUUUAAAUGUGAAAAUAUUAACAAUUAUGAAAUUCAUUUUCAUCUACACAGAUUGAGUCGAUUAUUAAAUUCUAAAAAAGUAUAUAUAUAUACAAAAAAAUUGAUAACUUAUUUAUUACUUUAGGUAAUUAUUAUGAUUUAUUGAAUUUACUCUUCAAUUAUUAUCUUUAGGUGAUUUGUAAAAAUCGAAGGUAUCAAGCUAUGCUUGAACUUCUUAAAGGAGAUUACUUUACCGAUAAUGAGAUGAGAAAUAGAGAACCUCUUCUUUGGGAACAGUUAGUUGGUCAAUAUUUAUCAGAAGAAGAAAAAUUUAACUGUGAAAAUCAAUAUAUUACUAAGAAUUCGUAAUAAUAACAAAAUUGUGUUUAAAUAACAUGUAUAUUUAUUUAUGUAUGUUUACUAUUAAAGUAAAUUUGUUUUAGUUUAACUGAGGUUUUAUUUGAACAAAUUGAUCGUGACAAUAGAGAUGAUUUAAAACGAAAACAACAAAUAAAUGAAACUCUAGAAUCAGAUGAAGAUGAAGAUAAUGAUUAUGAUGAUGAUAUUUAUGAUACUAACAAUAAGUCAAAAAAUACAUUUAUGACCAUGGAAGUUAAUAAACUUUCAGGACUUUGGGGGGAAUAUAACACACCAAAAACUCAACCAGUAACAAUUGGUAAGCAUCGGGGGAAAGGUCAUUCCCUAGAUACAGAAACAGAACAAUGUAGUUCAAAAGAACCAAGUAAAAAUGAAAGGAUUGUUUUAUUAAAUGAAUUUAAAUCUCAUAUGAUUCAAAAAUUCUUAAGUGGUCAAGAAGAUUUUGAUUACAAGUAUGUAUAUUGAAAAAAUGGGACAAAGUUUAUGACUCAAGAUCGUUUUUUAAAAUAUAUGUUAAAUUCUAAUUAAGAAAUAUGCAAAACGGAAAACCCGAAUUUAUGAAGUUUUCCACCGCUGUACAUUAAGAAUCUAAAAAAAAAGUCUAACGAACUUUGUUUGGAAGUUAUGAUGAAAAACUUUAUGAAGUUCAGGUUUUCCGUUUCUUAGUUAGAAUUUAACAUUUUCAUUUUUUUCCGCAAAAUAUAUAUUUUUAAUGCUCAUUUCAUUGGUAUAACUAAAACUUACCUAUCCUACUUACUUUCAUAGUUAUUAUACAUAAACCUUGUAAAAUAGCAUUUUUGGAAUUAAUCUAAAAUGUAUUCAAAAAUAGAUAUUUUUUUUAUUAUUAUUAUUAUUUGUAGUUAUUGAUAUUUUGAUAACAAAAAUUUUUAUUUAAAUCAAAAUAAGUCUAUUAGGCUUAGAUUUAGAGUUACAAAUAUUUAAACACGCUGUGCUAUCUCGGACAAUUUUAAUCUAAAAUAACUCGAUUUGCUGUGCAAAACCACAUAGGGUAAGUAACAAAGUAAAGUGAAAAAGCAUUAUAUGGUUAUGUACAAUCACUAUAAAAAUAAGUAUAUUAGGUAAGUUUUGAUCAUACCAAUCAAUUAAGCAUUAAAAAACACACAUUUUGAGGAAAAAAAAUUUUAAAUUUUAAAUCCUAUCUAAGAAAUAAAUGAAAUGGAAAACUCAAACUUCAUGAAGUUUUCCCCCAUAAUUUUCUAACAAGGUUCAUCAGACUUUUUUAUUAGAUUCCUAAUGUACAAGCAAAAACACACAUUUUGAAAAAAAAAUUUAAAAACGAGGUUAGGUCGUAAACUAGAUUUAUACCGAAAAUAUUUUAUGCAGAUACCUAAAUAUUUUUUCUAUGUUCAAUUUUUGUUGGUUUUUUUUAGCAAUGUUGAUAACAAUCCAGAGUAUGAUAACUUGCACAUUAAGGGUAUUGAUGAAGAGGAGAAAUAUUUUGAUUCAGAAAGUCCUGUUGAAGAAGAAGUACCUACUGUAGAACUUAAAAGUGAUACCGAAGAAGAUGAAUUAGACAUGUAUAUGAGUAUUCUAAAUAAAAAUGAAACUACUGAUAGUGUUGCUGAUAAAUUUAAACAUUUAUAACAUUUUAAAAUUAUUUUUUUUAUGUUUGAAUUG